Molecule: messenger RNA, 195 nt
Organism: Uncinocarpus reesii 1704
Lineage: Eukaryota; Fungi; Ascomycota; Eurotiomycetes; Onygenales; Onygenaceae
Exons: 1
Coding region: 1-195 (64 amino acids)
Source: RefSeq, a predicted model, not a curated record
AUGGCACUCUUCAACACGGGGGCCGAUGGUGUCGAUGUGUUGGAACGAUUUGAAACCGUUGAACGCAAGGACGUGGCGCAACUGGAGCGAGCAGAAGAAGAAGUAGAAGUGGAACUGGACAAAGAAGAUGAAGAGGAAGAAGAGGAGGAGGAUGAUGCAUUGCUGCGAGAAGCAAGACGACAACCAGCACGUUGA